AUGCCCAACCUGCUCAACGCUGACGCAUCCUUCAGCUCCAAACAGGAGCUUCUGGACUUCCACAAUGGCCCCCUCGGCCCGGCGCUGGACACGCCCAGCCCGGUGGAGUCUCAGGCGGACGACAGUCCCUCGGCCUCCAGCCCCUCGGCCUCCAGCCUGGGCAGCCCGGCGGGAGACGACCUCCAGGGGGGGGGUGGCGGGGACGCGCUAGGGGACGGGGGGGCGCAGGGGUUAAAGUUCGUCCCCUCGGACGCGGAGAACCUGUGCGGCUGGGGGGCGCUGACGCCGCGCUCCAUCCAGACAUUCAACACGCCGCGCUGGGUGCUCUUCUUCCUGUGCGUGGCCUCCUUCCUGCAGGGCAUGAUCGUCAACGGCUUCAUCAACACCGUCAUCACCUCCAUCGAGCGCCGCUUCGACCUGCGCAGCUACCAGGCGGGCCUCAUCGCCAGCUCCUACGACAUCGCGGCCUGCGUGUGCCUCGCCUUCGUCAGCUACUUCGGGGGCACGGGGCACAAGCCGCGCUGGCUGGGUUGGGGCGUGCUGGUGAUGGCGCUGGGCUCUCUGGUGUUCGCGCUGCCGCACUUCACCACGCCGCCGUACCAGGUGAGCGUACCGGAGCGCACGGGCCUCUGCUCCAGCAACGCCACGGACGCCUGCCGGGACAGCUCGGGCAGCGGCCUCUCCGGCUACCGCUACGUCUUCAUGCUCGGACAGUUCCUGCACGGCGUGGGCGCCACGCCGCUCUACACGCUGGGGGUCACCUACCUGGACGAGAACGUCAAGUCCAGCUACGCACCUGUCUACAUAGGCAUCUUCUACACAGCAGCCAUUGUCGGGCCUGCGGCUGGUUACCUGCUGGGAGGGUUCUUCCUCAACAUCUACACAGAGACGGAUCAAACAACCGAGCUGACUCCGGAGAACCCCCUGUGGGUGGGGGCGUGGUGGAUCGGCUUCCUGGCGGGGGGGGCAGCUGCUCUGGUCAUUGCCCUGCCCAUCCUCGGCUACCCCCGACAACUCCCAGGCUCUCAGCGCUACGUGGCCAUGCGGGUAUCUGAAGCACACCAGCUGAAAGAUGGCAGCCAGGCGAGAGCAGCUGACCCUCAGUUUGGGAAGACAGUGAAGGACAUGCCCAGGUCUGUUCUUCUUCUCCUGAAGAACUCUACCUUCAUCUUUCUGUGUCUGGCGGGGGCUACUGAGGCCACUCUCAUAGCCGGCAUGUCCACCUUUGGGCCCAAGUUCCUGGAGUCCCAGUUCAACUUGAGUGCAUCAGAGGCAGCCACCUGGUUUGGGUACAUGGUGGUACCAGCAGGGGGCGGCGGUACCUUCCUGGGCGGCUACAUCGUGAAGAAGCUGAACCUGCGCUGCCGGGGCAUCGUGCGCUUCUGCAUGGUGUGUGCGGUGGUCAGCCUCACGGCCAUCUUCAUCUUCCUCAUCCACUGCCCCAACAUGCCCAUGGCAGGCGUCACUGCCCCCUACAGGCCCAGCCAGCCACUACACCAACACCACAACGUGGACCUGGACCCGUAUGAGAGUGAGAGCAUGUACAGCAACAGUUCUCUGGAGGGGAACCUGACGGUGAGCUGUAACGCGGGCUGCCACUGUGUGACGGAGCUCUACAACCCCGUGUGUGGAGCGGACGGAGUCAUGUACUACUCGCCCUGCCACGCCGGCUGCACCGCCAUCAACCACACACACACACACAACGCCAGACAGGUGUUCUCCGGGUGUGGCUGUGUGGUGGGCAACGUGACGUGGGGUGAGGAAGGGCUGGCGGUGGCCGGGAAAUGCUCUUCCUCCUGCCACCACAUGGCCACAUUCCUCACCUUCCUCUUCAUCGUCAUCCUCUUCACCUUCCUCUGCAGCAUCCCUGCUCUGACCGCCACCCUCAGGUGUGUUCCAGACAGCCAGCGGUCUUUUGGCCUCGGGAUCCAGUGGAUCGUGGUGCGGACUCUUGGUGGCAUCCCGGGUCCCAUUGCAUUUGGUUCUGUGAUCGACAUCUCGUGCCUGCUGUGGCAGGACCAGUGUGGGGAGCAGGGCUCCUGCUAUCUGUACCAGAACUCGGCCAUGAGUCGCUACACGCUCAUCGCUGGGAUCAUAUACAAGGUGCUGGGGACGCUGUUCUUCCUGCUGGCUAGCGUGCUGUACCAGCCCCCGCCGGAGUCUCCGCAGAGCAGCUGUGAGAGCACUGACCACGGCGCUGACCACGGCACUGACCACCACGCCGCCGGGGACCUGGGGGACCUGACCAUCAAGGAGCUGCCGCACGAGGUCAUCGCCAACGUCCACGCCAGGCUAUGA
Messenger RNA from Sardina pilchardus (European sardine), 2298 nucleotides. It is a transcript of the gene slco4a1, whose product is annotated as solute carrier organic anion transporter family, member 4A1. The transcript is spliced from 12 exons. Lineage: Eukaryota; Metazoa; Chordata; Actinopteri; Clupeiformes; Clupeidae. The record is from RefSeq and is a predicted model, not a curated record. Gene Ontology annotation, molecular function: protein binding. Bases 1 to 2298 code for a protein of 765 amino acids. Gene Ontology annotation, cellular component: plasma membrane. Gene Ontology annotation, biological process: sodium-independent organic anion transport; transmembrane transport.